AAGAUGCUGGACAAAUGUUUCUUAGUCUUUAUUCACAAUUUACUAGCUGUUGCCUAAUCUUCUGAACUACUAGUACAUUUAUAUGUUCAAUCUUUUCUCCCAUUUUUUCUGAAACCCAUUUCAUUAUUAGUCCUUCUCAAUUUCCGCCUACCACCAAUUCUUUGGCUUCUUGAUUCUUCUACUCUUUUUGGGUAUUUUAGUCUAGUCUUGGUUUUUUUAACUCUGACUUGGAGUGUAAAGAAUUAUAAAAAUGGCGGCAGGAGCUGUUCCAGCUUCAUUUACAGGCCUGAAGAGCAGGGAAAAUGGUGUGGGGUUUGCUAAAAGUAUGGACUUUGUAAGAGUUUCUGACUUACAGAGGGUUAUGUUUCGGCGAACCAAGGUUUCUGUGAUAAGAAAUGCAAAUCCUGGUCCAGAAACCAUUGAACUUCAGCCUGCGUCCGAAGGGAGUCCACUACUAGUUCCUAGGCAAAAGUAUUGUGAAUCCAUACACAAAACUGUCAGAAGAAAGACCUGCACAGUGAUGGUUGGGAACGUUGCCCUUGGUAGCCAACAUCCAAUCAGAAUUCAANACUAA
Molecule: messenger RNA, 574 nt
Organism: Nicotiana tabacum (common tobacco)
Lineage: Eukaryota; Viridiplantae; Streptophyta; Magnoliopsida; Solanales; Solanaceae
Source: RefSeq, a predicted model, not a curated record